GCGGAGAAAUAAGGAGAAAAUAAUGAAUGUCAAAGGCAAAGUCAUUCUGUUGAUGCUGCUUGCCUCAACUGUGGUGGUUGUGUUUUGGGAACAUAUCAACAGCUCAGAAGUCUCUUUGCUGUGGAUAUAUCAUCAGAAAAAUCCAGAAGUUGGUAACAACAACAGUCAGAAGACGUGGUAUUUUCAGACCUUGUUUAACAAUUGGACCCCUGGUUAUCAAGAUAAGGAGGAAGAAAACAGAGGAAAAGAAGGAUGGGAGGAAAACAGCAGUAAGGAACUGUCACUGGACGACUGGUUUAAUCCAAAGGAACGCCCACGGGUAGUGACAGUGACCCCAUGGAAAGCACCAAUUGUAUGGGAAGGCACUUACAACAGAGCUAUCCUAGAAAAGUAUUAUGCCAGACAGAAAAUCACCGUGGGCUUGGUUGUUUUUGCUGUAGGGAGAUACAUUGAGCAUUACCUGGAAGAAUUCCUAACAUCUGCUAAUACAUACUUCAUGGCCGGCCACGAAGUCAUAUUUUACAUCAUGGUGGAUGACGUCUCCAGGUUGCCUUUAAUAGAGCUGGAUCCCUUGCGUUCCUCCAAAGUGUUUAAGGUCAAGGCCGAGAAGAGGUGGCAGGACAUCAGCAUGAUGCGCAUGAAGACCAUCGGGGAGCACAUUGCCGCGCACAUCCGGCAUGAGGUCGACUUCCUCUUCUGCAUGGAUGUCGACCAGGUGUUCCGAGAUCAUUUCGGUGUGGAAACCCUGGGCCAGACAGUGGUUCAGCUCCAGGCCUGGUGGUACGACACAGAUCCCGAUGAGUUUCCCUAUGAGAGGCGGCGAGAGUCAGCAGCAUACAUUCCGUUUGGACAGGGGGAUUUUUACUACCACGCAGCCGUUUUUGGAGGGACACCCAUUGAGGUUUUCAACCUCACCCAGGAGUGCUUCAAGGGAAUCCUCCUGGACAAGAAAAAUGGCAUAGAAGCUGAGUGGCAUGAUGAAAGCCACCUAAACAAGUAUUUCCUCCUCAAUAAACCCACUAAAAUCUUAUCUCCGGAAUUCUGCUGGGAUUAUCAUAUAGGCCUACCUUUUGAUAUUAACACUGUGAAGAUAUUUUGGCAGACAAAACAAUAUGAUUUGGUUAGAACUAAUAUAUGAUGUUGAAUCGUGCCAGUGGGUUUCUGAGUUUGAGAGGAUUAUUCUGGCUGAUUCCUCAGAAAAGUAACACUUCAUUUUAAUCUAAAAAAAUACUAACAAAACACCAAAGUGGCAAAUGCAUACUAUUUCUCCUUAUAACUCUGAGCCCUGUAAUAUGUGAGAAUGAAUCUACGGUUAUCAGAUGUAAAUUCCCAGUGAUUUCUUAUAUAUUCUGGGUUUGAGGGAAAUACUGUCAGCAGGACAAAAUCAAUUUGCCAAAGGCAAAGAAAAAUCCAGAACACACCACCCAGCGUGUCCGAUACUGUCCUGGAGAAUGGCAAUGUUUGGCAACAAGAUAUGGUGAGAGGAGGGGAAGUUCCCUUUGAUGUCAUUGU
Jaculus jaculus (lesser Egyptian jerboa) is the source of this 1512-nucleotide messenger RNA. Its product is annotated as N-acetyllactosaminide alpha-1,3-galactosyltransferase-like. The record is from RefSeq and is a predicted model, not a curated record. Gene Ontology annotation, cellular component: Golgi apparatus; vesicle; membrane. Gene Ontology annotation, molecular function: hexosyltransferase activity. Gene Ontology annotation, biological process: carbohydrate metabolic process. The coding region runs from base 23 to 1138 and encodes 371 amino acids. NCBI's taxonomy places the organism in Eukaryota, Metazoa, Chordata, Mammalia, Rodentia, Dipodidae. The transcript has a single exon.